CCUACAGUACACACCCUCUUUACUCCAAAGAAUCAGAAUCGCUCACCAGCGACACGAACAACCAAGUUCUCACAAGCAUUCGAUGCAGGCGCAACCUCAUCAGCUGCAAAUUGCUCUAGGUCAUUUGCUGUAACAUAGAUCACCGCGAUCAAAAUCGCGACCGAUUGCUCCACCCGUGGCGCAGCAGUCGACGCAAGUUCCAGUGUCCUCAUCUCGACGACCAGACCUGGACGUCCGCCGAGUCCGCCGACCCCGAAACGAUUCCGACUCUACAAUCACGACACAAACUUCUCGGUAGUCAGGGAGCUUUUACAAUGAGCACGUUCGCCAAUUCAUUCUGGUCUGCCGACUAUGCUGGAGGUCUGGGUGUACUUUUUGGAAAACUCCAGCAGGGCGUGCAAGAGAAUGAACAGAUCUUGACGGUGGCGCGUAUGCGCGCAGACGCCGAAGACGCAUAUGGACAAAAGCUGGGAGAUAUCGAAACAGCCACGAAUCGCAUAGAUGGAGGAUUUCAGAGGGAUGACGGCGCUAGCGUCAAGAAGGCGUACGAAGGCGUCCGCUCAGAAAUGGGCGAGGCUUCUCGCAAUCACCGCAAGAUCGCAUCAAACAUACGGGAGCUGGUGGUGAAUCCGUUUGGCCGCUGGUGCGAUCAACACGCCUCCCGCGUGCAGAACAGUCAUGACGAUCUACAGAGUCGGAUUAAGGCCCACGAUCGUCAGGCUGACACGGUCCGUCAAUACCGGAGCGCAUACUAUAACAAAUGCCGUCGCGUGGAAGAUCUCGACGAGGAAGAAAAACUUGCUUUUCAGGAUCCCAACGCAGCAGCUGUUGCGCCUGUUGGUUCGCCAACUUCGGCCACAACUAGUGUUCCGAGUAUCAAAGUAGAGGAAGAAGCUGAGGCGGAGCCGAUCGAAAUCGGCGACGAGUCUUAUGAGCCUGAACAGAUCAAGAAGAUCAUGACACAUCUUCUCAGCAACAUCAGACUAGGCGAAGCCAAAGUGCCGAUUCUUGGAACCUAUCAAAACGUAACCACCGGCGCGGAGAUCACCGAAUACAUCCAGAAACAUCUCGGGGGCACAAGCAUUUCCUAUGCCGAACGUAUCGGUCAAGAUCUGAUCACUCAUGGAUUUCUGCGCUUGGUCGGCAACAUGGGCAAUUCAUUCGCAAACAGCAGCAAAAUGAAUUACCAAUGGCGUCCGAAGGCAUUUCAGUUGACUGGAAUUCCAGAAAAGCGACCAAAGUUACUUGGACGGAAUACUACCAUGACAAACGGUUCUGACACUGGUUCGAUCAUCGACAGCCCUGUCAUAGGAGACCGUGUCAGCGAGUACCUCGGCGGCUGGAAUCCUCUCAAUAAUGCGCAUCCCAACGAGACACCGGCCGAGAAGCUCAGGCGCGAAGGCCGCGAAGCCGAUGAGCGGUACAAAGCUGCAGUCAAGAAACUCGACGGUCUGCGCUGCACCUUGGAGGAAGCCAUGAUCGAUCACCUCAAAUUUAUGGAACGCUGCGAGCUCGACCGAUUGAAGGCUAUCAAGAGCGUCAUACUCGAUUUUAGCGGUGCUAUCAGUAACGUCAUUCCUUCGCUGCAGUCGACAGUCGAUAAUAUGAUGCUCUUUCAGGAGACUGUACAGCCGCUCGGUGACCUCCGAUAUCUCCUUGAAAACUACCGUACCGGUAGCUUUUUCCCUAAGGUUACAACAUAUGAGAACUAUUACAACAAUGUCGACGAGCUCACAUUUGGUGUCGACAUCGAAGCUCGGGCCCGAAGCGAUCGCAAACGUGUGCCACAUAUCAUCACGUCCAUUUUGACAUUCCUGGAUUCGCACUAUCCCGACCUCGAGGGUGACGAAGCGCGACGCAGCAUUUGGAUGGUGGAGGUACCUCUGGCUGCGACACAUCACCUUCGCAACCAAAUCAACACAGGCAAGCCUAUUGAUCCGGAAUUACUUGACAAGUAUGAGGUGCCAAUCGUGGCCUCGGUCCUAAAGCUCUAUCUUUUGGAGCUGCCUGAUAGCCUCGUCAGCUCGCACGUGUACGAAAUCAUCAAGACCAUCUAUACCACGACAUCGCAAUCAGGCUCGGAGGAAGCCCGGGUGCAGGUCAUCCAAUCUACCCUUGGUCAACUACGACUGGCGAACAUCGCUACUCUUGAUGCUUUAGUGACGCACUUCACACGCCUGAUUGACCUCACAAGUGCCGAUGACGCCUACACUACUCAGCUUGCAUCCGUUCUGGCGCCAUGCGUCAUGAGACCUAAACAGGAGACUGGACUGAGCAUGAACGAGAAGUUCAACAUGCGGUUGCUAAAAGACCUCUUUGCACACAAGGAUGCGAUCUUCGGCGAGCUGAAACGACAAUCGACCUUGACGCACACUAACUCUGGUGCCACUCGUCAGGUGCGCGCAGUCAGCACCGACGAGUCUAAGCGCCGAGAGCACAUGGAAGAACGACAAAGAGCCAUUGCAGCUGCGACUCAGGUCAGCCAGAGACAUCGCGGCGUGAGUCCCAGCGGAAGCACACGCAUCUCUGGAGAGGGAGGUCACCGCAGGGAUCGCAGCCGUGGCCCUGAGACCCGCUUCCCAGUCGCCGCCAGUGUAACGUCUAGUCCCACGACGACGCGGCACAUGUCGCGCACUACGUCCAUCUCAUCCAGUCACCGCGAUAGCUUGUUGGUUCCUCAAAGCCCACCAACUCUGCCACCUAAGAACGAGUUCACCGUAGACUCUCCUCGCACCAACGGAAGGUUCGGCUCGAUCCAUCAACCGCCUCCCCAAGACGACGAAGUUCCAUUACGACAGCGGGCAGGCACGGAGGCUGCUAAGCGCAUCUCAGUCGUGCCCGCCAUGUCUGCGUCCAUCUCUUCGCCUUCUGAUUUCAAUGCACCGGGACACUAUUACAGCACCAGUCUUGAUAGCCCGAUUGGGCCGCCAGCCGAUCGGGCUCUGGACGGCAGUACUCCUACGAAGAAAGACAGCCUUGCUCGCCGUUCCGCAGUUCCCCUGAAGAAGACUUCGGGUAGCAUGAAUCGUUCAAGUCUCGUUGGCACGUCCAGUCUGCCCUCGCGUAAUGAUGCCUCCGAGACUCCGGCCAGCACAGCCUCGCCAGUCGAUCAGUCAAGCGCGAAGCCGCCCGCAGGCGUCCAGCUCGAAGACAAGCCCAUGGAUUUCGACUAGGAUCCGGUCUCAUGAGUCUCCUCAGAGUUAUUGUCCAACUAAAUUUUAAUUUGCGGCGUUUGAUGUAUAAUCUGACAUUUGCUCAGCAUUGCACCUUUAUCACUGUAAGAGUAUCGUGGAAUCUGUAUUGAUUGACUUGGCCUGAUUAAGAUGUCGCAAGACAACGCUCCGCCUGUGAUCGCUGUCAUGCGUUUUCUAGCACAUGCGGGUUUGCAUUUCGUAAAUGAAGGUAGCGUUUAGGUCAUUUGUAGAAUACAAUGCAUGUAUUUCCUCGCUUAU
Dissoconium aciculare CBS 342.82 is the source of this 3452-nucleotide messenger RNA. RefSeq lists its product as uncharacterized. Bases 315 to 3173 code for a protein of 952 amino acids. Lineage: Eukaryota; Fungi; Ascomycota; Dothideomycetes; Mycosphaerellales; Dissoconiaceae. The transcript is spliced from 3 exons. The record is from RefSeq and is a predicted model, not a curated record. Gene Ontology annotation, biological process: cytoskeleton organization; small GTPase-mediated signal transduction. Gene Ontology annotation, cellular component: cytoplasm; plasma membrane; division septum. Gene Ontology annotation, molecular function: GTPase activator activity.